This is a messenger RNA of Ruditapes philippinarum (Manila clam), 2078 nucleotides long. Its product is annotated as tumor protein p63-regulated gene 1-like protein. Gene Ontology annotation, cellular component: cytoplasm. Bases 38 to 958 code for a protein of 306 amino acids. The record is from RefSeq and is a predicted model, not a curated record. NCBI's taxonomy places the organism in Eukaryota, Metazoa, Mollusca, Bivalvia, Venerida, Veneridae. The transcript has 4 exons.
UACUCAUUUAUUGCUUCCGUGAUUGCAAAAUUCCAAUAUGGAGUCGCAACAGAAAUCAACAACAGAAACGACGCAAAAUGCCACCGACAUACAUCUUGAUGAUGACAAACCCCCAAAGGACGACCACUUUCAAGGAGCUACUUUAGAAAUAAACGGAGACGGAGCACAUGUUGAUCCUGACGUUGAGUUUGCCGGGCCAGGUUUCGAUCGUAACCGUCCUGGUUCCACUAUCGGACGGCAAUCAGUCCGUAGUACAUCCAGUAGGACAUCGAUGAAACCAGGUGCCUAUAAAUCACCGAAAAUGUCCGAACAAUACUUCUGUUAUAAGGAAAAUGCACUAGACAAGGCUGUACAAGUGUGCAAGGAGUUCGAGUAUAAAACAGACUUGGACGGCAAUGUUGUUGGUCAUUGGUUGUUAAGCGAGAUUGACCACUGGGAUAAUGAGAGGGAGAAGAUUGUGGUUUUGACAGAAAACUCCGUCCUUCUCUACCGCUUUAACUUCAUUAAUAACAAGGUGAUUGAUUUCCGUCGAGUCAGCCUUCAUAUUAUAAAUAGCAUACACAUUGGAGACUUCACAUACCCGCAGUAUUCAGUGAUGCCUGUUGUAUCAAGUGACAGGCAACAUGGAGGUAUACAGUUCCACUUCAAUAAUGGCGAGGAGCCGUCGUUCGGACAGCGCUGGAACCCAUGGUGUUCAACGAUCCCAUGGGUAACAUUGGCGCACCAUCCACUGAUCUACAACCCAAACGAGAACGAGACAGCGACAUUUAACGUCGAUGAUUUCUAUGAAUCGCUAGUUCAAGGAGUGAGUAAGGCGUAUAACCGUAAACGCCCCGGGGAGAAGGUUACGGUCCUUGAAGGUCCUAUUCUCAUACAGAGCUACGCAAGUUUGUCAUCGUUGGUUUUCAACCAAUCAGGAAUCGGCUAUUACAAAGAUAGAAAUGGCUUAUGCUUCUGAAACUUCUGUUUUGAUUAUAACAUAGAUCUAACGUCUUGUGUUGUCCUAUUUAAUAUAUACAGUAUAUAUAGUAUAUACAAAUAAUUCUUUUUUGGUCCAGAAAAGCGGAUUAUGCAAGACUUUUGUAAUGUGCUUACUUGCGGGAUUUUAUGUACUUACUUUUUUCACAUUGUUCACUCUUAAUUAUUAUGAAUUUGUUACAAAAACAAUCUUAGAAAAAAAAAACGUUGCAAUGAUACUUAAUAUGUACUCAUAAAUCAUGUAUUUGGGAAACUAUCCUGUUAUUUAGAUCUUUGACCAAAGAAAUGUUAUGAGGAAAAAGUCACCAGUUAGCUUGAAACUUUUAAAACAAAAAAAUUGAUAUGAUGUAUACUGUUAAGCUCAAUGUUUCUUUGUUUUUCAUUUUUCUCAUCAAUAUGUUUUUGUCUUGAAUGUAUUUGUGUGUGAAAUAAUCUUCAAGUGAGAUUUUACUGCAUUCCAAUAUCCUUGUAUGAAAGUAUUACAUGUAUAAGUUAAAAUAUUCUUACUGUUUUAAAGUAAUUGUUGUAUGAAUUUUGUUAUUUGUAUUUGAAAAAGAAUAUGAUUUUUGUGUGUAAAUCAUGUACAAAUUUAUGUGUAAGAAUAAUUCACUAUGGGAUGUACUAGGACAGCUUUGGAUAUUUUUAGACACACUGGGAUAUCUUUGAUGUACUUGGGGUAUUUUUGGAUGCACUGGAAUGAUUUUAAUGUCUAUGAAUAUUUUUGGAUGUAUAGGAAUAUCUUAAGAUGUACUUGGACACCUUUGGAUGUACUUGGAUGUGUUUUGAUGUUUUGAGAUAUCUUUUGUGGAUGUACUUGGACAUCUUUAGAUAUACUUGGACAUCUUUAGAAAUACUUUAAAAUCUUUGGCUUUGGAUAUACUUUAAAAUCUUUGGAUAUACUUGAAAAUCUUUGGAUAUACUUAAAAAUCUUUGGAUUUACUUGAGAAUCUUUGGAUAUACUUGAAAAUCUUUGCAUAUCAUCUACCCGUAAUGGUGGAAAAUUGGCUCUUGACCUUAACUGUAAAGCAAGACUUUAUACUGCAUUUGAAUUCAACUGUGAGUCUUAAUUAAUUCUGGUAAAAAGAGAACUUUUUUUUUAU